Messenger RNA from Paramecium tetraurelia, 228 nucleotides. RefSeq lists its product as uncharacterized. Lineage: Eukaryota; Ciliophora; Oligohymenophorea; Peniculida; Parameciidae. The record is from RefSeq and is a predicted model, not a curated record. The transcript has a single exon.
AUGUAAGAUGAGAAAACACUUAGACAAUACGAAAUCGGUGCAAAAGUAAAGAAUUUCAUUCCUCAAAUAACUAAUUAUUUAAAAAUAUUGCAAGAUUUAGAAUUUAUUCCUUCAGAUGGUACAAAAUUAAUUAAAAGAAUUUCACUUCCCUAAAAUUAAGCUAAAAGCGAUAAACAAUACCAAUUUCAUGGCACUAGAAAUUCCAUGAUUACCUUAUUGAUGAUUUGA